AUGGAUUCAGACAAUUCAGACAAUUCAGAUGAUCUAUUUUGGGACAUGAUUGAAGAAGAAUUUAUGGACAACACUGAUGAAGAUCUAAUAAAGUCAAUGCUCGAGAAGGAACAUCAAUCUGGAAGUUCCUCUAGGCUAAAGAGAAGAACAAUGAUAGAUCGAAGUCGUGAAGAAGGGCACGAUCAUUUAUUCAAUGACUACUUCUCGGAAAAUCCAGUUUACACAGAUGUUCAAUUCCGAAGAAGGUUUAGAAUGCAUAGGCAUGUGUUUCUUUGA
Lathyrus sativus (Indian pea) is the source of this 276-nucleotide messenger RNA. The record is from the annotation of a GenBank genome assembly. NCBI's taxonomy places the organism in Eukaryota, Viridiplantae, Streptophyta, Magnoliopsida, Fabales, Fabaceae.